AUGAGGAUUAACGGUUUACCGCAUCGCAUCUCCAUUAAUACACGUUUGUUGCGCAUUUCAUCCAAAUCUCGCAACUUUAAAUGGGCUGCUAGCGGUUCUGCUAUCACAACUUCAAUUCUAGCUUACUACUACUUCAACGAAAAAAGGCACAGCAAUGAACUAUCGCCUGACCAUUUCAUUCCAUAUAAAAUAACCUACAAUGAUGAGAUAGAUUCGGAACAUUUUAUGCUUGAAUUGACCCCAGCAAGGCCUCAGAAGAUCGACUGGUGGAAGGCGAUGAGCUCCGGCAAACUAUGGUCUAUUGAAAUCAAGCAGCCUGAAAUCAUGGUGGUGAGAAACUAUACACCUCUUCCACUAGAGCACGUUGGUAACGGUCAGAUACGGACGUUUCCUGAAGGCAGUUUCAAGGACGGGAAGCUGUUUUUCUAUUUGAAGAAAUAUAAGCAUGGUGAAGUAGCACGCUGGCUGAGCAAAUUGCCUGAGGGUCACACUGUAGAGCUACGGGGUCCUUACGUGGACUACGAGAUGCCUUCACAGUCGAUAAGCAGCAGCGCUGGGAAAGUAAAAGACCGAGUUUCGUACGAUGUAGUGACCUUCACGGCAGGCACUGGCAUAGCUCCAGUUGCACAAAUGCUGUUGACAAAUAAAGCACACUUUGGAAGGGUUCUCAUGCUCCACUCUUGUGGUGCAAGACAAGAGUUGGGGCCCUUGCAGCCCUUGCUAGAAGAAGCUCAGAACAACAAGCGCAUCCAAUUGCAUUAUUACGAAUCAAGACACGGCCGCGAUAUACGGAAAAUUCCAUACGAAGUGCUGGCACUCUUACCAACGCCAUACUCUGCUGAAUCGGCGCCAGUGGAAGAAAACAGUGCUUCGACCGUAAAUCCUAUUUUAGCCCUUGUUUGCGGACCUGAUUCUUACAUCAAUACAGUUGCGGGUCCUAAAUACGGUCUACUGCAGGGACCAAUACAAGGCAUACUUGCACAGAGAAGUUGGAACAACUCCAACGUAUACAAAUUGUCUUAA
This is a messenger RNA of Lachancea lanzarotensis, 1023 nucleotides long. RefSeq names its product LALA0S01e16754g1_1 (gene CYC2). Lineage: Eukaryota; Fungi; Ascomycota; Saccharomycetes; Saccharomycetales; Saccharomycetaceae. Bases 1 to 1023 code for a protein of 340 amino acids. The record is from RefSeq and is a predicted model, not a curated record. The transcript has a single exon. Gene Ontology annotation, molecular function: oxidoreductase activity.